Paramecium octaurelia is the source of this 930-nucleotide messenger RNA. The record is from the annotation of a GenBank genome assembly. NCBI's taxonomy places the organism in Eukaryota, Ciliophora, Oligohymenophorea, Peniculida, Parameciidae.
AUGGAAAUAUAUAAAAUUUGGCAGUACGGAAAUUCUUAAUAUAAUGAGAUAUUGGAGGAAUUUUGGAGAUUUAAAUAGGUCAUUCUAAACUACUUAACCAAUUUUGAAGAUAUCAUAUUAGAUGUUAUCAAAUCUCAUAUCAACUUUACUUCCGUAUUUCCUGAGGUUUAUAAUUUCAUUGAGAAAGAAUUUUCAAUUAAAGAUUUUGUGAAUUCAAUUUAAAAUAAAUACACAAUUUCAAACAAUCACAUUUAAUAUAAGGGUAUCAAAAAUGAUACGAACCAAUUGAAGAUAGAAUUAUAGAAGAUAUACACUUAAAUUUAAAUGAUAUUUCAAUAGUAAUUGUUGAACCAGCAAUUGUUACCUUCCAGAAUGAUUAAUUUAGAUGAUUAGUCUCAUCAUUAGGAGAUUGAAAUAAUUAAUUAAAAUGAAAUUAGAAGAUCCAAGCUGUCUAGUAUAUAUAUAUAAUUAAGUAUCAAGAUGGUAGAUGGUUAAUUUAGACUGUAAGGAUCCAGAAAGAAAAGGACUAUUGUUUUAAAUCCCAGAAUCUCGUGUUUACAAUCAACGGAUCUGACAUAGUCUUUGGUGUUGCUUCAUAUUCUCAAGUCGAAAAACACAAUUUUGAAAUGCAAUAUCCCAUUCCCAGUGCAUAUUUUGUUAGAUAGGAUGGAGGUAAUUGAUAAGUGUAAGAUUUUAGUUCAUUUUGGGUUUGGUUUAACUGAAGUCUAACAAGAUUUUAGUGGGCCUGGGUUCUGUUCUAAGAAAGGACAGAAGGUUAGUAUGAAGUUAUAGACUGGUUAGAAUAUAUUGAUUUUGGAAAAUUUAGUCACGAGUGAAAAGGACGAGUAUGUAAUACCUGAAUUAUUUGAUGAUUGGUGUUAUAUCUUUGGAUUUAGAUUUCAAAAUGAUUCAAUAAUAUUGGAAUAGUGA